This is a messenger RNA of Nematolebias whitei (Rio pearlfish), 1648 nucleotides long. RefSeq names its product forkhead box D2 (gene foxd2). Gene Ontology annotation, molecular function: RNA polymerase II cis-regulatory region sequence-specific DNA binding; DNA-binding transcription factor activity, RNA polymerase II-specific. NCBI's taxonomy places the organism in Eukaryota, Metazoa, Chordata, Actinopteri, Cyprinodontiformes, Rivulidae. Bases 237 to 1322 code for a protein of 361 amino acids. The transcript has a single exon. The record is from RefSeq and is a predicted model, not a curated record. Gene Ontology annotation, biological process: cell differentiation; regulation of transcription by RNA polymerase II; anatomical structure morphogenesis.
GCAGCUUUCUUUUUGCCUUGAAGUCCUCCCUCCGUCGCGCGCGACCAUCAUCAGAUGAUUCGCUCGAACCACACUUUCAAGCGAUUGCGUCUUUUUGGUACAUUUUAACCAUGUGUGCUUUUAUUAGUUGGAGAUAAAGCAGCUGGAGAGCGCCGGUAGAAGGAGGGUGCGCGCGCUCCGACAAAACCGGAGAAGAACUCGGACAGAGAGGGGGAAGUGAAGUGGUGUCUCCAAGGAUGACUUUAGGGACGGAUAUGUCCGACAGCUCUGCAUUGUCCGAGGAUGUGGACAUUGAUGUGGUCGGUGGGGACAUUUCUGCGGGAAAGGAUGGGAAAUACAUCCAGGAGUUCAACUUGGACAACGACUCGGACGAUAAUUACUCCCAGAACGCAGCGGAAAGGGUUUCCUCCCCGGGACUCAGCUCGGACUGCCCGUCGGAGCAGCUGGGCUCCGGCGCAGAGUCCGGGACCGUGCUCGGGGACAAACCUCGAAAAAGCGCCCUGGUGAAGCCACCGUACUCCUACAUCGCCCUGAUCACCAUGGCCAUCCUGCAGAGCCCCAAGAAGCGCCUGACGCUCAGCGAGAUCUGCGAGUUCAUCAGCAGCAGAUUCCCUUACUACCGGGAGAAGUUCCCCGCGUGGCAGAACUCCAUCCGACACAACCUCUCUCUGAACGACUGUUUUGUGAAAAUCCCCCGGGAGCCGGGCAACCCCGGGAAGGGCAACUACUGGACCCUGGACCCGGACUCCGCGGACAUGUUCGACAACGGGAGCUUCCUGCGCCGGAGGAAGCGCUUCAAACGGCACCAGAACAAUGAGAUCCUCAGGGACUCCGGCGGCUUUCUGCCCGGCUUUGGAUACGGCCCAUAUGGAUACAACUACGGGCUCCAGCUGCAGAACUUCCACGUAGCGCACGGCCCUUUCCACGCGCACCACACAGGUGGUUCAUUCCCGUUCCCUAACGCGCCCUGCACCUUGCCCUCCUCCGCAUCCAUAUUCCCGGCGCCGCAUCACAUGCCCUCCCUUUUGGGGAGCGACUUAAGGAAGCCCUUUUAUCCCCAGCUGAGCCCCUCUCUGCCCCCAGUCAAGACGGACUCGAGCGCUCAGGGCCGGCCGUCGUUCUCCAUCGACAACAUCAUCGGAGAGAGCAACUCCAGCGGCGCUUCGCUGAGCGCGCAGCCGGGCAGCCAGGCUCAGAUCCUGGCCAUGCUGACCCCCGCCCUGGCCUCCGCCUCCACACACUUGAACUUAUCACAGGAGGGCAUGUUUCAGAGCCAGACUUUCCCCUCCAAACCCCCCAGCAUGAACAGCUGUUCUUAUUAAAGACAUAAAAAUAAUGAGACAAUUAUUGCGACGUCGUCCUAUAUGAAGGUAGGAUGAACAUUCAGUUUUAUGAGGAGAGAUGAGUUUAUUUAUAGGAUGUAAAUAGAACACAAAGACACAGACACCAGGGCAGGCCUGAGGCCUUCGUUUGUUUAUGGUGGUGGGAGAAAACAACAAAUCUGAUUUUCAACAUAAGUUAAAGAUGUCAUUGACUUUGGGGGAUCGUUUCCAUUGUUUAAUAUAAAUAUUAAUAAGGAAUCCUUGAUUGUGUUUGGUGUGUGCGUGAGAAACUCAGGUUUUACUUAUAAAACACAUGAAGACAAAAA